AUAGACAGACAAGCAUGUCGGUGUUGCUUGAGAGGAUUUGAAGUACAUGUAGACUGGAGUAGCAUGGCAGCUGACAAGAAGCUACUGAUAGAUGAAGAACUCAGUAAUAUGAAAGAGGUGACCAAGUCAUUGGGAGGCAUUGAGCUGGUGACAUGCGUUCCGGAAUUAGUGCGUGUCCAUCUAAGAUUGACAGAGCACAAACAGUUAAGCAUGUGCCUGCAGUUUCCUGAGGAUUACCCACAUUCCCCCCUCCUCAUAGAGCUGAAAAGCAGGACGCUCGGAGAUAAGCUGUUAGAUAGGUUGACCAAGAUUUGCGAAGAGGAAGUGAAGAAAAAACUGGACAGAAGCAGGUAUUCUAGCACUUUUUUAAUGGACAAUCCUUUAUGUUCCUGUAGUGAAGAAAUAUCUCUGAUCAAGAAAGAAUUGCUGGAUGAUGGUGAUGAACUAAAGUUAAAACAAAAAAAUUCACAGAUUGUCCUGAGAAUCCGCAAAAAAAAGUACUUCAUGAAUUUCAGAGUAAAUGUUCCAGAUGAUUAUCCAAAAGAAUGUGUAAGAACUGAAGUAACAGAUAGUAACUUUCCGGAGUUGUUGCGUAUGAAUUUCCAGGCUCAAGCAGAAGAGAUUUCCAGAAGAUGUAUACAGCCGCCUUUAAAAAAAACCCCAAAAGCUCCAGUGUUCACUCCUAAACCCUCCCUGCAGCCUGUUUGUGAGUUCAUGAUAAGGGAGAGCAUUAAGCGGUACCCGGAGGAAGUGUGUCCACUAUGCAAAGAGACUUGUCUCCCUGAUGAUCCACAGACACAGCCAGUGGAGAAGUCCAAGGAGGUGAUACGUGUAUACUGUGGUCAUAUCUAUCACUUUGGAUGUAUGAACAGUUACAUGAAUACUCCCCCUUUCAAAGGGGGUAAAAAAUGUCCGAGUUGUGAAUACCGCAUAUUCCAUCACCAGUGGAAUGUUAGUCCAGAGCUAGCGGAAGCGAGAUGGGCACAUAAAGAAGCGAGGAAACGAGAGCUAGACGAAGUUAUGGAUUUUUUGGAAUGACGUAGAAUUUUACCAGUAUACAUCAUCCGUCUUAUUUACACUUGUACAUGUACCCAAAGGAUAAUGGGUGGGCCCCCACUAAAAACCCCCUGAUAAGCCUCUUUAUUCACAAUUACUGAAAAUGUUAUAAAUUUAAGGUCUGAUAUUCUACACACAUGUAACGCAUUGUUUAGUGGAAUUAUUUAAUGGAUAUUACCAGUAAUUAGACACCUUUACAAAUAUUUUAGCACCACCAUAUACAAAAUUUAUAAACUAGUAAAGUGCAUUCAUGUGAUGUACAAUGCUGGACAGUGGUAUAAAACAUCUGGUAUAUGGCAUUCAUUUCGGAUUACUGUGACAUCUGUCAAUGAAGUAAAACUGUUUUAUGACUGUUUCACCUCCAUGCAUGAUGUUCAUUAAAUGAUGUGUGUGAAGUAUCAAAGUCUUGCAUUUAAGUAUUUGGAAUGAUUGUGUAUUUAGCAGAUACCACACCACAUCAGAUACAUAAAUGCAGAUAUGUGUAUUAUGAAAACAGUGAUAUUACUUGUAAUUAUGUUGGGUAUUGUAAGAUAAUAUAUAAACUUUCUAACUGUGCAUAAUGGUAUCAAUGCAGGAUUGAGCACACCUUAAAAUUGUAGGGAAGUUCAGUACCCUUUGUCACAACUCAACAAAUUGGUUCGAAGCCAGCUUGUCCUUGCAAGAUAUCAAUAUAGCUGUGAAAUAUACAUAUUGGUAGUGGCUCAUUUGGUUAGUGCACCAGUGCAGCGUAAUGACCCAGAGGCCUCUCACCAUUACGGUCGCUGUGAGUUCAAGUCCAGCUCAUGCUGGCUUCCUCCCCGGCUGUAAGUGGGAAGGUUUUCCAGCAACCUGCGGAUGGUUGUGGGUUUCCCCCGGGCUCUGCCAACUUUCCU
Messenger RNA from Liolophura sinensis, 1928 nucleotides. RefSeq lists its product as uncharacterized. The record is from RefSeq and is a predicted model, not a curated record. Gene Ontology annotation, molecular function: protein binding. Lineage: Eukaryota; Metazoa; Mollusca; Polyplacophora; Chitonida; Chitonidae.